This is a messenger RNA of Sinocyclocheilus grahami, 987 nucleotides long. Its product is annotated as myc target protein 1 homolog. The record is from RefSeq and is a predicted model, not a curated record. Lineage: Eukaryota; Metazoa; Chordata; Actinopteri; Cypriniformes; Cyprinidae. Bases 187 to 816 code for a protein of 209 amino acids. The transcript is spliced from 2 exons. Gene Ontology annotation, cellular component: nucleoplasm.
CAGUCUGGGACUGAAAAAGAGACACAGACAGAGAAAAAGUGAGAGAGGAGGGUCCCUGGAAUUGGGGAGUUGGGUAGACACAGAGAGAGAAAUAAGAAAAAGUUAAAAGGAAGAGUGAGUGGACGAAAGAUUUGGAGGGGAGAGACUGUGUCCUCUCUCGUCUCCCCUGUAUCUCUAUAGGGAGCUAUGGCGGAUAACAGCACUCAUCCUAUUGUGGAAAUACUGGAGUCCUUCGGAUUGAGGGAUGUGAUUCUGGCUUUCUGUCUUUCAAUGGUUGUUGGUCUUCUGCUGGGAGCUCUGGUCUACAUGAUCUUGACCUGGAUGUCUCGUCGACGGGCAUCAGCCACCAUCACACGUGUACCCAUCCACCAAUCCCACUCCACCACCCGUUCAUCCUCGCCACGCUCUCGGCCAGGCUACAGUCGACACAGCAGUGGCUAUGACCGAUGCAGCAAUAACAGUCUGGCCAGCGCUGCCUUCUCCUUCCAUCGGCAAACCUCAUCCUCACCGAUAGACUAUGGUGACUCGCCAGGACGCAAGUCCAGCUUCCGGGCCUCUACUUUUCAUCCUCUUCUCCAGUGUAGCCAGAUUGCUCGUGAGGCAGAAGGGGGUGCCCAGGGCAGCCUGCCACGGACCCCCACUCUCACUACCAGCCCUGGGAAGGCCGGAUCCACCAGCACUGUCAAUUCCAUGGUCACUCCACCCCGGGCCAGAACCAGACCAGAUUCCUUCUGGGGCAAUAGCAAUCUAAGGGCCUUUCAUGCUGGCCAGACUCCACCACCUGCCUAUGAGAGCAUCAUACGAGCCUAUCAAUAGACGACCACGUGAAGGAAGGGGAGAUGCUACAGUGAUGGGGGAAGAUAAAUGUAAUAGACUUGGACUAGAAAAUUGGACUGCUGAAAGCAGUAUGGAUGUCUUACAACUUAAACUGACAUGUCCAGUUUUUCAAUGUGUGUAUAUGUACAUAUUUCUGUUUGUUUGUACUCU